UCAGGCCCUUACUUUGGCUUCAGUAAAGCCAGGCUAAGUAAGCCUGCAGUCUCUAAUGACUUUUGAGAAGCAAAACGUCGACGAAUUCGUUCGUCAAAACCUCCCUAGGAGUCUACUGAAUGCUACUUCUAUCCAAAAUUUCGUUUGGACUACUGAUUCGACUGAACGUCGCAAGAUAAAUCUCCUUGAGGACGGAUAUCCGAAGCAAAGAAUCUGCUCUCAGCUAUAGAAUUGCGCGAUGCCUGUUUACGGCGAUGUGCUUCGUUGGAAUGCUGUUGACGUUCGCGGCGAUGAUGAGUUACUUCAGCACGGUGACAUCAUCAACGUGGUGGAAGGUGGUCUGAUAAUCGACUUUCACUGUGCUAAUCAGCGUGCUCGGUUUAUCGAAUAUACACGGACUUUUCUGUGCCCCUUCAUGCCACGCAAGAUCGAAGCAGAAAAGGAGGAUCUGCAGGUAGUUCUGCGCCGUUAUCCGGAUGGCGCCUGGAUCUGGUAUCCUGCUCGAACUCCAGUUCACGGACGAUUCAAAUGCGCGGACGCGGAACUGAUGGAAAUACAGUUGACGGAAGGCACCGUCCGGCAGCUGGUCCCCGUCGGUCAAAUACGCGCAGCGCCCUCGCCAACGAAUUUGAAAUGGCACUGCGUACCGAAGGGUGCCUUCGUGGUCCGCUCGUGUUCCUUGCCGGCCGCCUACUGGCUCCGUGGUUCUCAGCUUCUCGGAGAGAUAUUCAAACGCAAGCUGAGCCAACAUUACAAAGUGUGGUGUACCUCCCUGCUGAGCCAGACCGUCCUCUAUUUGCAGCGCGCAACUGACAGUCCAUUGACUUCUGAACAAGUGGAAAGCAUGUACUACGAUGCGAAGAUGGCGGUGGCUUACGGAACCUCCUUCGACGUAAAGUUACUGCAGCUUCAGUGGGAAAGAGAAGCUACAAAGCCGCGCAAGGUUUCUGGUAAUAGGAACAGGAGCCUGCCGCUGCCGGUGGAGCUGUUGGUAGAGGUCUUCCAGUCGCUGGACUCCAUCGAGCGCAUCCGCUGUCACCGGGUGUGCUCACUGUGGGACCGUAUUCUCGCCAUCGAAGCCAACUUUCCUGAUGUGCGCGUCUCCAUCGGCCAUCCGGAUUAUGGCAUGCUGAACUGGGCUUCCCGUGGCAUCUACGGGGCGGCGUUGUGCUUGCUCAAGUGUCUCAGCCGUCGCACCAAGAUGGUCAUUAUAAUGCGCUGCGAUGAUUGUUUCGACAGUUUGGCCCAACUGAUCGCCAGUAUCCUGGCACCGGACACCGUACCGACGCUGGUGUUUUACCAGUGCUGGUGGAGGGACGACGACUCAGUAGGGGAUAUCGUGAACGGGAUUGUUGAGGAGUUGGUAGAGUGUUCAGUGUGUGAGAGAUUCGUGUGGAAGGACUGCGUAAUCGACACUAACUUUGUAGCGGCGCAUUUCUCGCUGUAUUCCUCAAGCGUCCGACAGGGCGACGAGCUGAAGAGGCUGCUGUGGGAUUCUUUUGAGGCCAACAACGGUUGCAUGAUGACAUUGAGUUCGGAUGUAACAGAAUGGAUUUCGGACCGCAUAACUGGCGAACGCAACGAGGAGAUGAAAGACAAGAUGGUGGAGGUCCUGAAUUCAUUCCAAAGUGAGGACCCGCGCCCGUCCACCCAUUACCGCGGUCGCACCUGGACGACGGCUACGCUGCGCGAUCUGGAUCCCAGCAAACUGACCCCGCUGACGGCAGAGGCCUUGACCAAAUGCUCUGAUUUCAAAACUGAGUCAGACAGUGACGAUUGAGCCAACUCCAGAUAAGUUGUCCGUUGUAGUGACUCAUGGGGACGCUCUGUUCUUUUAUCCGUAUGUGGAGGCGAGAAUCCAGUGGGCCUAGAAGUUUUUGUCACCAUUGGAGAAGUUAUGGUUUAGACGGACAUUUCGUUGACGCAGGUCGUCAUCAUUCAUCUAGUAAUUGCUGUAGCGUAACUAAAUAUCACCAAAUUGAUCGCAUUUCUCCUGGGUUUUGAAUUGCCGCGUACAAUGAGAGCGUUGCAUUCGUUCUGUUUGACGAGCUCCACUCCUUGAAUGGCAUCAGUAAUUAAGUUGCAGCAUGUUUGUCGGUCUGCUUGACAUUAGUAUAACAAUGAUUAUGGUAUCAUUUUCUACAUCUGCAUUGUGAUUUGUCAGUUGUGCGAUUGGACUAAUAUGCCGGAGUAUGAUAUGAUACAGUUCACUAUUUGGUUUAUUGAAGCUAAUAAAUA
Paramacrobiotus metropolitanus is the source of this 2238-nucleotide messenger RNA. RefSeq lists its product as uncharacterized. The transcript has 4 exons. The record is from RefSeq and is a predicted model, not a curated record. Gene Ontology annotation, molecular function: protein binding. Bases 239 to 1780 code for a protein of 513 amino acids. NCBI's taxonomy places the organism in Eukaryota, Metazoa, Tardigrada, Eutardigrada, Parachela, Macrobiotidae.